AUGGCAACCCAAGUAUCAGGAACGGCAUUCAUCACCGGCGGAGCGUCUGGCAUCGGCCGAGGAUCUGCAGAGAUACUGGCCCAGAAUGGCAUUACGAACCUGGCCCUGGUGGAUUUGAACCUCGAGCAACUCCGGAGAACACGCGAGGACCUGCAGACUCGAUUCCCCCAGGUGGUCGUCGAAACCCUAGUGGCAGACGUGAGCAUCGAGGCCUCAGUCGACCACGCCGUGCGGGACACGGCGCUCCUAUUUGGCCGCAUCGAUAUCGCAGUGCAUUCAGCGGGUAUCAGUGGACAGACCGGACUGAUCCAUGAGCUGUCAUUGUCUGACUGGCAGAAGGUGAUCGACAUCAACCAGACGGGGCUCUGGCUCUGCCAACGCGCAGUCAUUCGGCAGAUGAUGGCACAGGAAUUGCGCGGUCCCCGGCUGGGUAAAGGCGUGAUUGUGAACGUCUCGUCGAUAUUUGGCAUCGCGACACCACCGGCACAGUUCGGCAUAGACCCGUAUACAGCAGCAAAGCACGCGGUAGUGGCAAUCACCAAACACGAUGCUAAAGCGUACGCCCCGGAAGGCAUUCGCAUUAAUACCAUCUGUCCAGGAUUCGUGGACACGCCUCUGAUUCGCGCCGACAUCGAGGCCGGUCACUUUGCCUCGCAUUUUGAACAGACUCCCAUGGGCCGUGCGGCCAGCAUCGAGGAGAUCGCCGAGUCGGUGCUGUAUCUGGCGUCGCCCAUGAGCAGCUAUACCUGCGGCAUGGCGCUGGUAGUGGACGGGGGGUAUACAGCAUGA
Messenger RNA from Aspergillus tanneri, 789 nucleotides. Its product is annotated as SDR family NAD(P)-dependent oxidoreductase. Bases 1 to 789 code for a protein of 262 amino acids. NCBI's taxonomy places the organism in Eukaryota, Fungi, Ascomycota, Eurotiomycetes, Eurotiales, Aspergillaceae. The transcript is spliced from 4 exons. The record is from RefSeq and is a predicted model, not a curated record.